CUACUAUAAACGGUCAGUUUACUUAAUCCUCACGUUUUUCUCUCUGAUUGGUCGCUUUGACUUCGUUUUGUACUAGUAGCGACUCGGAUCUCUCUUCCCAAAAUUGCUCCAACUACUUGUUGUAGGCGACAUCCGACUUCUGUCGGUUCGUUUUCCAUCCCAUCCUUUGCUAUCUUCUCGUUCUUGAAUUCAAAGCCCUUUUUACGAUGGUCCUCCCUUUAUAUUGUCGUACAAGAAAGUUCGAAAUCUCGACGGUUUCCUUUGUUUCUUUGUUACAUGCAUGGGUGACUACCUAUAAAGAUGGAGCUUACAAGUCGCCUCUACAAUAUGCCGCCUGAAUAUUACGCUGUCUCUAUCGAGUUUGGUGAUCCAAACUCAACAACUUUUGUCGUGCUUCCUUCCUUGCACUUCAGUGCCCGUUCGAUCCAACUCAGGACCAGGGAAUCGGUAGGGCAGGCUUUACCUGGUCGCGUAACAACACUUGCUGGUCAUGGCAGUGGCGCUGAAAACAAAGCAAGGUUGUCUGGAACAUCCAUCGCCAAUCUUCUAGAGACCAUGGCUCCUAUACGAGUGGUGCAAGCAGAUACUGAGGGAAACGUUUUUUACAAAGCGGAGAUUGAGACGCAAACGAUUCCUGACACGGUCAUGGACAGACUAAUUGGUUCUUCUUCCAAUUCCUUGAACGACUUGUCCUCCAACGCUGCCACCCAUCAACGUCAGGACGACCUCACUCGAUCCACGAAUAUGCCUGAAAACAUCGUGGCCCAAGUGAUUGCGCCACUUGCAAUGGAAGAACCUGAGGUUAAGACUGAGCCAGAAUCCAUUUCUUCGGCUAUUCGGCAUCGACGUCAAGCACUUCGUCGAAGCCCAUACCCAAUUCGAUCUAAAGGUCAUUUGCCAACGUCAGAUCCUUCGGAAAGUCCAAGCUCAUCAGCUACGACCGAUACAUCUCUUUUUGAACUCGAAUACACGCAUUCGUCUUCAUGUGCCUUUGGCUAUAAUCUCUGCGAUUACCGGCAGCGAAAGGUUAUCAACAAAAACGCCACCACGUCGUGGUAUACUUAUUGUACUCCAGGCCCCCUCGAUAGCCCUCCCGAGUUUCCUCCUAAUUCCAUGCGGCUUGAACACAAUGUCAUUUUCUUGCACAUAAAUGAAGCGGAGAGGGCGAAACUAAAUGAAGGACAGCUCUCCAAAUUGCUCAAGUAUUGUGUCCGCAUGUGGAUCUGGAAUGGAGAUUCCUUACGUUGGGAGAGGAUUUAUUUUGGUGAACGCCGUGUCGUUGGGGAUGGCUAUGAACUUGCCAUUGCUCUCAGAUACCGCAAGGGUAUAUCUCCCGAAUGGGUUACCCCGAAAGCAAUGAAAAGAAUCUUGAAGGCUUUGCGUUAACUCUUACAAUCGUAAUCACGAAUAUGUAAUAAUGGUAGCCUCUCGCAACAUCACUUUUACUCGGCCACCAUUUAAACAUACUAUGAAUUGGCAAAGAGCCCCUACUUGCGACAACACG
Messenger RNA from Lentinula edodes (shiitake mushroom), 1504 nucleotides. RefSeq lists its product as uncharacterized. The record is from RefSeq and is a predicted model, not a curated record. The transcript is spliced from 6 exons. Lineage: Eukaryota; Fungi; Basidiomycota; Agaricomycetes; Agaricales; Omphalotaceae. The coding region runs from base 301 to 1386 and encodes 361 amino acids.